UAGUUACUUCCGUUGGUGUAUGAAACAUCACAUUUUCAUGAUUUUGUAUUGUUUUGAAAAAGCCGGGUAUUUAUUUAGAAACUUUAAGUGAUUCUUGUUGAGAUACGUCGUAGAGAUUUAAUAAUGAAGAUGAAUAUCACUUCUGCAGCUGGAGUGAUUUCUCUUUUGGAUGAGCCUGAACCACAGUUAAAGGCUUUUGCCCUAGAAAAACUAAACAGCAUUGUAGAUGUAUUUUGGGCAGAAAUAUCUGAAAAUGUGGACAAAAUAGAAGUGUUAUAUGAAGAUGCUGCAUUCAAGAACAGUGAACUCGCAGCCCUGGUAGCCUCCAAGGUUUAUUAUCAUUUGGGAGCUUUUGAAGAAUCCUUGACCUUUGCCCUGGGUGCUGGCUCCCUCUUCAAUGUCAAUGACACAUCUGAAUAUGUGGAAACUAUCAUAGCCAAGUGUAUAGACUUCUACACAAAGCAGCGAGUCAAAAACAGUGAUGGCAGGGAGGAACAGAAGAAGGAGAUUGAUCCUCGACUGGAGGCCAUCGUCAACAGAAUGUUUCUGAGGUGCUUCGAUGACAAGCAGUAUAAACAGGCCGUAGGGAUAUCACUGGAAACCAGAAGAAUUGAUAUCUUUGAGAAAGCCAUCUUAGAAAGUGAAGACGUAAAUGCUAUGUUACUGUACAGCCUAAAUGUCUGUAUGUCCUUGAUUCCAAACCGUCACUUCAGGAACACAGUUCUCCUGCUGCUAACUAAACUAUACAUGGGGCUGGAGACUCCCGACUACAUCAACGUGUGUCAGUGCUACAUUUUUCUGGAUGAUGCCCAGGCCGUGGCUGACAUAUUGGAAAAACUACUGAAGGGAACAGAGGACAAUGUACUGAUGGCCUACCAGAUUGCUUUUGACAUGUAUGACAGUGCCACACAACAGUUUCUGCUGCGGGUACAGAAUGCCCUCAGGUCAACUGUCCCCCUCCCCGAAACCGACCCCAAAAAAUCGGGUGACGGAAAGGAGGAGACAAGCCAGGAUGAAGCAAAGGAAAAAAUGGACACAGAAGCAUCUGAUACCACACCCUCACAGACCCCAGCUGUCCCCCCAUCAAAACCACAGACUGAAGAGGAGAAGGCUUUAGCGGACAGGAUGAAGAAGCUUCACACCAUUCUGGGAGGCGAGAUCACGAUCGGACUCCACCUACAGUUCUUAAUCAGGAACAAUAAAUCUGAUAUACUUGUACUCAAAAAUACAAAGGAGGCAGUAAGAAAUUCUGUAUGUCAUUCAGCUACAGUGAUAGCUAACUCUUUUAUGCACUGUGGAACAACCUGUGAUCAAUUUUUAAGAGAUAAUUUGGAAUGGUUAGCUAGAGCUGCAAACUGGGCUAAAUUUUCAGCUACUGCUAGUCUAGGUGUUAUACAUAAGGGUCAUGAAAAAGAGGCGCUGAAUCUCAUGUCUACAUACUUACCUAAAGAUUCUGGUCCCGGGUCAGCUUAUUCUGAAGGAGGGGGACUCUAUGCUUUAGGUUUAAUACAUGCUAACCAUGGCGGAGAAAUAACAGACUAUCUCCUCAACCAAUUGAAAGAUGCCUCAACUGAUAUGGUUCGACAUGGUGGCUGUCUUGGUUUGGGUUUGGCUGCCAUGGGAACAGCAAGACAAGAUAUUUAUGAACAGUUGAAGUUUAACCUUUACCAAGAUGAUGCAGUCACAGGUGAAGCAGCAGGAAUAGCCAUGGGUCUGGUCAUGUUGGGUACUAAACAGUCUACUGCUAUCGAAGACAUGGUGGCUUAUGCCAAGGAGACACAGCAUGAGAAGAUCUUGAGAGGCCUGGCCCUGGGUAUCGCCCUCACCAUGUAUGGGCGACUGGAAGAGGCUGACGCUCUCAUUGACAGUCUGUGUAUGGACAAGGACCCCAUCUUAAGGUGGUCCGGCAUGUUUACCAUCGCUAUGGCGUACUGUGGCUCAGGAAGCAACCAGGCCAUCCGUAAACUACUACAUGUGGCUGUCAGUGAUGUUAACGAUGACGUGAGGAGAGUGGCAGUGACCUCCCUUGGAUUCCUCCUAUUCAGGUUUGUUUGUAUGUCUGUAGAGAAACUGGAGGAGCAGCUAUCAUCUUGUAUAGCUUUCUUCUCACCAGUUUAUUUUGCACGUCUGAAAAAUGAAUGUGUCCUAUUCUUUACUGUUUUAUUGAUAGAACAAGAAAAAAGCAAUUGCAGUAAAUUCAUCUCCCUAUUUAUCAGAAGAAACAAUAGUAAGGUGUUUGUGGCAUUAUGA
Molecule: messenger RNA, 2250 nt
Organism: Saccostrea cuccullata (small rock oyster)
Lineage: Eukaryota; Metazoa; Mollusca; Bivalvia; Ostreida; Ostreidae
Product: 26S proteasome non-ATPase regulatory subunit 1-like
Exons: 22
Coding region: 124-2250 (708 amino acids)
Biological process (GO): proteasome-mediated ubiquitin-dependent protein catabolic process; regulation of protein catabolic process
Cellular component (GO): proteasome storage granule; proteasome complex; proteasome regulatory particle, base subcomplex
Molecular function (GO): enzyme regulator activity
Source: RefSeq, a predicted model, not a curated record